UUUGAGACACCUUGUAUAGUACUUGUAAAUAGUCCCUUUCGAACCAUUUUAUACCAGUCGAAGGACAGCGAAACAGAUAACGUGAUUUGAAACUCAAUUCAAGGCCUUCUUUCAAAGAGAUUCCUACGUCACCUACGGCUUGCAAUAUGCAGUACAACGUCUAUGUAACCAACAAAACCAAAGGUGUUGAACGUGUUUACGUACGUCUGAGGGGCGACAAACUACAAGAAUCUGAAAAUUGUUCCCGUACACUGAACGAGAUGUCUGUGAACGUCACCUUGGCAGAGAAAGCAGGGUUUGGCUACAGUAGCAAACACGAAGACGAGCAAAAAUCACGUACAGUGUUUGCUUGUUUAGUCCAAGGUAACGCCCAAUUGGGUAUUUUGACAUGAUCGUAUCCCACUUUGACGCGAUGUGAAGCGGGAUCAGUUUUGAUGUAUUGAAAUAAGUCACAGUGCACGGAUUCAGCAGAACUACACCAUUUUUCUAGCGACAGAGUAUAGUUGUAAAAACAGAAUCAAAGCGAUCUAGCUCCAACCGAUCCAAGGAUUUCGAAUGAUAUAGUCAAAGCUAACGGUAAAGUCGCUCUGCUUAGCCCCAACGAGUUCAGUGUCAACGACUAACUUUCAGUCAAAAGAAGUUUCCUUACAGAGCGCGACUACAAAUUAUCGAGCGAAAUAACUGACAAUUUUUAUAAUCUAUCCAUAUCUACAUUCAACGGCGGUUAUGCAGGGCCGUCGCGAGCGGGGGGGUGUGGGGGGGUGCUUCACCCCCCCAAUAAUUUUCGCAAGUCGGCCACAGUCGGCAAAUUGCUUCGUUACUGUUCGGCAAAUUGCGAAUUCGGCAUUCAGCAAAUUGUAAAAGUUAAGAACGAAGGCGAUAAAUAAAGCGAUAAAUUUUGGAUUUAAAAUAAUGGUUUGUGUGGCCUUAUACCAUUUAAAUGUAUUUCUAUUUUAGUGGCUGAAAUGUGAAACCCACGUUUCCGGGCAUGUUCUUCGCUCGACUGCUCUUAUUGCGAAGGCUCGUUAUCAAUUAUGCGCGGUUCAAAACCCAAAAGAAAAAGAAUAAAACUUUAGUGUCUUGAAUGUAAUUCGAUUUUUGACGACUAUAGAAACUUUAUUAUUUAUUUCACGAGGGAAAACGUAUUAACCAUAAAAGUUAUCUAACAUACGGCCCGACGAUUACCGUAAGAGGCACGAGCAAACUUGCCAUAAGGGAAACCGAGUGCGAGUAGCUCAUAAAGACGUACCAGCUAAUCUGUUUGAGACUGCAAAGCGCAGUCAAAGCCAAAGAGAAUAUUUUGAGUCGUCAGAGGCGCAAGAUCCUCAAGAAGACUCCACAGGCACAUGAGAAGAAGACCAAGAUAAAGACGAGCCAUGCCACUGAUAAGAACGGACUUGUCUUCUUUAGUUCUUUAGUGAAAUUACUGUUAACUCUGAUCAGUCUAUAGUUUUGAAAGACAUACCGCAUACAGCGAUCGGUAUUAUCGAUCGGUUGCAUAUGAUCAUAUCCGUUUUACUUGUUUUCUGACGCAUAAAAUUUAAACUCUUGGAAAAUCGGGUCGUACAAAAGCCCAGUUAACACUAUCCGGCACUAAGAGUUUUAAGACUGCUCAAAAUACAAAAAUUGUCUAUUCUGCGCCUGGGGAUAAAAAAGGUCAAAUUCAUCAAAUUGCCAUGAAAAUAUUGAAACAAAAUAUCAAUGCAAUCACAUGCAGAUAUUUGGAUACCCUGGUUCCAGAGGUUUAUUCUUAUUAUUUUCAUUGCGAAGGAGAGAGGAAAAAUAAACCUCUGGUUGAAAGCGGCAAUUGAUUCAUUGAGCUGCGCCAAUCAGUUUGAAUUAGGGUCAGAUCCUGACUCUGUCUCCUGACUGGAUGAUUGUAUUAAAGUUCUCUGAUUGGUUCAAAUAGAACAUCUAUAACCAAUCAGAGAGCUUUAAUACGAUCAUCCAAUCAGGAGACAGAGUCAGGAUAUCUGACCCUAAUUCAAACUGAUGGCGCGGCUCAAUGAAUCAAUUGCCGCUUUCAACCAGAGGUUUAUUUUCCCUCUCCCCUUCGCAAUGAAAAUAAUAAAAAUAAACCUCUGGAACCAGGAUAAUACUUGGAUAACUUUUCUGACUUUGCGGAGAUGCGCGUCUGCACCACAGUCUAAGACACUCGUUACUCAGACUAUAUGCACACGGUACCGUUUCCGAGCGUUUUUCGGUUUUUGGUUGUAAUUAAUGCGUUAAUUUCUGAAACGUACGUUCUUUCACACGAAAACGUAUGAAAACGACGUCAGGAAGCAAAAACGUUUCAAAUAGUGAAAACGAUGCAAACAUUCGUUCUCUAUGUCUGAAACGUUUGGUCGUUUUGGCACUUUGUUAUUGUGUAAACAGAAAAGUAGAAGGCGAAAAUGAAAUUCCGGGUUUGAAUUUGGAAACGAAGACUAUAAAAAACUAGUGCUUUGUCAGAAAAUGUUGCGAGAAAAACGAUCAAUGUGAACAAGGCGCCUAAACGCUAAAUUUGAAAACGGCACUGCGAAAACGCUCAAAAACGUGACCCGUGUGCACAUAGUUUCAGUCUCGAUUUAGGACUUAUGAAAACACAGUAUAAAUUAUGUUAAACUUAAAUUUUUUUCAGCUUUAUAUGUUUAAUAUAAAGCCACAACCCACGAACAGGCAUCCAUUUCAAAACAAGAGCCAUAUUGGUGUCCCUCAGUUACUAGCACACCAAUAUGAUUCUCAUUACCUAUAUCUAACCUUUACAAACUUUUGAAAAACUCGGCAAAUUCAACUAGCGUCACUCGGCAAUUUGACCUUCGACACCCCCCCAAUCCAUAUCCCUUCGCAACGGCCCUGCGGUUAUGACAAUACCUUUUCCUAUUAAAAUCAAUUACUAAUAUCUCGGUAACGAGUGUAAUUUGUAUACACAAUACAGUAAGUAAAUUCACAUAAAACACCCUAACGACUUGAACGUCGAACUUUUCAUGCGCCGAAUGCAUUAAAAACAACACUGAAUAACGAGGAAUAGAAGGAAUGCAAAUUAUAAUCAUCUUUGUCUUGGAGUAAAGAUGCUUAGACUUUCCUUGUAACAACGUCAAACGGCGCAGAAAAACACUUCUAAUGCGAUGCCCCAAGGGCAAGGGACAAUUUUCAGCGACAAUUCGCAAUGCAAAUGAUGUUUUUAUGAAAUUUAUUGGCUCGCACUUGAAUUCAAUUAAGUUUAUAUUUAUAUAUGUAGGUAACUUCAGCCUCCUCAACACUGGCAAACCAACGCCAUUUGCAGUAGAAGAUAUCAAAAAGCUGACAUAUCUUUCUGUUCACGAUGAAGAGCAGAUGUGGCUAACAGAUUUCCCUGUCACUCCGGCAAACUAUGGCUGUAUAACAAUUAUCGGAAAUAAAAAGGAUGGGAUUACCUCGCAACCAUCUAACCCCAAACCAGUGUGGAUCGAAUGCAAACGAAACGACCCCUUACCAGAAGGAGCCAUUUACGCCGGUAAGACCAAUGCUGAUGGCCCUUUGUAUUUUGGUCGAGUAACUUCGUACAGCGGCAUACCCGCCAAAGUGAAUGUAAGCAAUGAUGGUAAAUUUUGCUACAACUGGUGGUAUGCUUACAAAGGAGAAGGAAGUGAGAAGAAGGGAGAUAUCUUAAAGGAUACAGGUAAUGCCAUGCACAUGUACAGUAUCAAGUGAGUUGAGGACUGGAACUGACUGAACACGGCCGUGGAAGAGUGUUGAAUUACAUUAUUAUUCAGCUCAAUCCCCCAUUAGCCAUUCCGAAGUUGAUGAGAGGACUGGGGACGAAUGUUAAAAAAAUGCCCAAAUUAAGAAGUGAACCAAAUCACUAAAAAGACCACCUCAAAAUUAGUAAGUAUACAAAGUUUGAGGACAUUUACAUGAAUACCCUUCGAAUAAUAAGCUUUCGGAAAUCGCGAUAUUUACUAUGAAAUGCACUGUAAUUUUUGUUUCGGGGGACGCGCGUCCCAAAUUAGAAUCUUUUAAUGAUCAGUCAGAAUUUCACAAUUUUCGAAAGCUUGUUAUUCGAAAGGUAUUCAUGUAAACGUCUUCAAACUUUGUACACAUACUAAUUUUGAGGUGGUUUUUUUAGUGAUUUGGUUCGUUUCUUAAUUUGGCCACUUUUUAACACUCGUCCCCAGUCCACUCAUCAACUUCGGAAUGGCCAUUCUCGUACCCAGAGCCCUUCUUACGCGCGGUGCGACGAGGGGCUCUGGCCAAAUCCAUAUCCGAACUGGCAUCUGAUUGGCUAGUUCUAACACAGGAUAUUGUUUUCUUACCAUGUUUUCAUGGUAUCCGGUUAUGGAUUUGGCCAGAGCCCCUCGUCGCGCCGCGCGUAAGAAGGGCUCUGGGUACGAGAAUGCGGAAUGGCUAAUUAGGACUUUUCAGUGACCAAUUACAUCAAGUAUUGCGCUUACUUAUGUUAUUUACUAAUUAGCCUAGACUAUUUAUCUUUACAAUAACUUGUGAUACAACUUUCCUAACAUGGCGGCAUAUAGUAGCAAUGUAAAUUUUCACCUUUUUUGACAACUUCUUGUGCACUUUCAAUGGAAAACCGAACGAGUGAAUAUAGCAAUUUAAGUACAACGAGCACGAACUGAAAAGGUUUGCCAACAACAAUGGUCAGUGCCAGUGGCGGCGCCAGGGGGGGGCAAGGGGGGGCAAAUGCCCCCCCAAAUUUAUUUUUUGCCCCCCCAUUUUGCCCCCCCUCAAAAAAAAUUAUUAGUCACUAAGAGCGACUAAAGGCUACACAAGCGUUUUGUAGUUAUCGGAAAAUGUAUGGCUUAUAAGUUGUCAUUACUCAUUAGUGAAUGCGCGUAUACAUGAAACUGUUUUUUACAGUUUCAAUAUUAGUUUGUAAAUCUCUGAAUGGUAAAACUUGCCAAUACUCCAAUAAUACGUUUCAAAAAAAGACAAAAAAGCUUUAGUUUUGCAGAGUUAAAUUCUCAAACGUGUAAGGCAAUAAUAAGAUGAAAGUAUCACGAAAUUAUUUGAAUAAACCACAUCGCAUAUAUGGGGGGCGAAUGUCCUAAAGAGGAGCGAUAUUCCUAGGGUAUUCGCCCCACCCCCCUGGGAGGCGAUAUUCCUAGGAUAUUCGCCCCCGGGGGCGAUAUUCCUAGGAAUAUCGCCACGUUUUGAGGGGGGGGGCGAAUUUCCUGGGAGGGGCGACCUUUUUAAAAAUUCUAUCUUGCCCCCCCAAAAUUUGAGUUUGCCCCUCAAAUGCCCCCCCCCCCCAAAUUUGGAAGCCUGGCGCCGCCACUGGUCAGUGCACAUGUGUUAUCGCACUGCGUGUAAAGUUCCGGUAUAUUGUUACUGACAAGUAAUAGUUUGGUUUCUCGUGCAAUUUGGAAAAACGAAUUUGAUCGUCUUUGAAAAACUCACUCGUGCAUAUUUUUUUCCAAAUUGCACUUGAAAUUAUACUAUAUUACUUAUACUAAAACACACUAUUAGAGCUUUUCAUGGUCAGUCACCAAGUGUUAAUUAAGGCUGCUCUCCAGUCACGCGUUUGUCAUACGUGCGUCAAGUUUAAAUCUUUUUAAAUGUUACUUAUGAAACAACUGAAUGAAUAAAAGGAAAGCAUAUAGUUUUGUCAAUGAUUUAAUGUGCAUUUGUACAGGUAAUUCAUACUAGUAUUAAAUUUAAAAAGAUUUAAACUUUUCCGCGCGGAGCGGAAUUUUUCUUUGUCUUGUGACUUCUCGGGUGGAACUAAUUAGAAAAGACAAAGAGAGAUUCCGCUCCGCGCGGGAAAUUCCGCUUAGUGGAUAAGCUCGUUCUCCAGCUAGGCGCAAUCUCGUUCCCAGAGUAUGCCUGUUCGCGGGUUAUGUAGUGCCAUUGUGAUUGGUAAGCGAAAAAAUUCGCCGCGAAAAAGUUGGACAGUUCCUACUUUUUUUCUGUUCGCGCGAACAAAUUCGCCUUGUGGAGAACGGGCUUUAGGGCCAAUUUUUGUAUUGCUACAGAAAGGCCCAUACAGUAAAGACGAGCAAAGUUUGUAAAUCCUAUAUCAUUUCAUUGUGAUUUGAAACAGGCUAUGAGUUGGUGCGCGCUUACCGAGGUGAUCAGAUGCCAGCGAAUGCCAUCAUGACUGGAGCGACCAGCAAUGAUAACUCGUUGUUUGUGGGACGGGCCGGAGGAAAUGUGCCGUGUAAAGUGAAUCUCAAUGAUGGAAAGAUCUGGAACUUUUGGUACGGUAAUCGAGGAGAGAAUAGAACUGAAUCUGGAGAAAUAUUGAUUUUGAUUAACGACCAUGCUUAUUAAAGACUUUAAUGUGCAUAUACUGUUCGUUUAUGAGCUACAUAUGCUAACACUUUGACAACUGAAUUAAAACUAAUAUAUUUUCAGCUAAAAAGUAGGCCUAUAGGCAGGCCCCCAGGACUUUGUAAAUACGCGUAAACAAUCGACAAUCCGCGGAUGAUAAUUAUUCAAAAACAAUUCACUUUGAUAAUUUAAUUGUAUGUUUGUAUUUAAGAGUUGCAAAUUAAAUAUUUUUUGAUAAAUAAUAAAAUCACAUAUA
Paramuricea clavata is the source of this 6505-nucleotide messenger RNA. The record is from the annotation of a GenBank genome assembly. NCBI's taxonomy places the organism in Eukaryota, Metazoa, Cnidaria, Anthozoa, Malacalcyonacea, Plexauridae.